AUGAUAGAGAAAGGAAAAAUUAAUCUUCAAUAAUAAGUGUCAUAAAAUACUCAACUAGAUAAGUUUAAAAGGAAAAUUACCUUUCUCUAAUUAGUCCUUUGCCACAACUCAACUAUAAAAGCUGCAGCUGCUCUUAGUAAAAUCAAUUUUGCAACAGCAAAGGUGAUUUUAAAAAAGUUUCGUAAAUUCGGGUCCAUUAAAAAUUCACAUCAAGGUUUAUAUACCACACAUAUAAUAGAUUAUGAAAAACAAAUAGAGUUACUUAAAGAAAUUUCUUCUAUUAAAUCUGUAAUCAAAUAGGAGAAAUUGUAAAAGAGAGAGUAGGAAUUCCAGAUGCUGAGUUAAAAAAUAAAAACUAUUCAACCUUAAAACAAAAAGAAGGAGCUUACAAAUACAAAUGAUGUUAAUUUUUAACUUUAAGUUUACUAACAGGAACUUCAAUAAGAAAAAUAGAAAUAAUUCGAAUUAGUGAAAUCUAUUCUAAUGGAAUAGAUUAAGUUAAUGAAGUAAAAGUUUACCUACAAUUGA
Paramecium sonneborni is the source of this 528-nucleotide messenger RNA. NCBI's taxonomy places the organism in Eukaryota, Ciliophora, Oligohymenophorea, Peniculida, Parameciidae. The record is from the annotation of a GenBank genome assembly.